Messenger RNA from Sander lucioperca (pikeperch), 1964 nucleotides. Its product is annotated as NACHT, LRR and PYD domains-containing protein 1 homolog. The coding region runs from base 46 to 1341 and encodes 431 amino acids. Gene Ontology annotation, biological process: inflammatory response; innate immune response; regulation of apoptotic process. The record is from RefSeq and is a predicted model, not a curated record. NCBI's taxonomy places the organism in Eukaryota, Metazoa, Chordata, Actinopteri, Perciformes, Percidae. The transcript is spliced from 9 exons.
UACACUAACGUGAAGAAAAGUUUCCCAAGAAUCUCAGGACAGAGAAUGGAGACGGCAGACAGAGAUGAAAUGGUGGAGCUGAUGGUGGAGAUCUACGGUCAUCAGUCUGUGGAGGUGACCAGGGAGGUUUUAAUGAAGAUGAACAGGAGAGAUCUGGUGCAGAGGCUGUCAGACAUCAGCUCAGGAUCUAAAGGGCCUUCAACAAGCUUGGAGCUUGAGGGAUGUGGAAGCACUAUGCAGUUCUCCAGCGACUGGACUAAACUUCAACCGGAAGUUACCCUUACAGAUGCAGAUGAAGCUCCAACUUACAGCCUUCAGUCUGAAGCAGGAAUCUUUGAAUGCAGUGUCUCUGGCUUGCGCUGGGUCUGUAAGGAGAAGGUCAGCUUUAAGUACCAGUUUUGCUCUUGGGAGGGAAUUAUGGAGAGGAUGGAAAGCCUACAAUACAUGCCUGCAGGUCCCCUUAUGGACAUCACAGUCAUUGCUGGGAAGUUAGAUGAAGUGUACCUGCCGCACUGGAUCUGCAUAGAUGGCAACCCUGAAAUAUUAGACAAGUUUGCAGUCCUGCACAUAGAUGACUGUGGAGAUUCUGUGGAAAAAGUGUCUGAGGUCACAUCGUCCCAUGUCAAGCUGUCUGAACCCGUUUUCUCUCUAAAAAUGGUCUUGGUUAAAGUCGGCUUACCAGUGGAAAUACACUGUAAAGUGUUAAUAUACAAGACCAACAUACCAUUCCUCACACUCCAUGUUUACCUGAUCCCACCUGAUCCCGCUGUGAUACAGAAAUUGGACAAGACGGAAGUAUCCUGUGGAAACCAAAGAAUCCUAAAGCAACAUCCAAAGAAUCCCCUGAAAAUGAAUGAUUGGUUCAUCCUUACAGCAUACCUGGACAGUGGAGAAAUGUAUCGUGAUAACUUAGUGCUCAGAUAUGAAAGCUCAGAACCAAAUUUCUUUGACUUGUUCAUGAAGGAUCCAGACACAGAUAUUGUGCUCACACUUACACAAGAAAAUGAUCAUCAACCAGUACAGUGGACCUGUGUAAUUCUAAAAGAUGAAUACCAAAGCAGCACUGGUCCUGUACAAGGGCAACACUUUGUAAAUAAACAUAGAAUCAAGCUGAUCGAGAGAGUGAGCAACAUUGGAACUAUUUUGGAUGAGCUCCUCGACAAGGAUGUCAUCCAACCAGAGAUGUAUGAUAAAAUCAGGGUUCUGCCUACCUGUCAGGAUAAGAUGAGGGAGCUCUACUCUGGUCCCCUGAAUGCCGCUGGAGCCUGCAAAGAUAUCUUCUACAAAAUCCUUGAGGAAAAGGAGCGGUAUCUAGUUGAUGAGCUCAAGGAGAAGAAGUGAUUGUUAUAAUGAAAUCCAUUUUUAGAUCAAACAUACCGUCUACCUGAACAGAAAAGUUUUUUUAUACAAUCACUGUAAUUGUAUAGCAAUAGCAAGCAGGCAUAACAUUAACAUUAAUAUUUCCCCUUUGUUAAAUAGCAAUGGGUAAAUAUUAAUGUUAAUGCUAUAUGUAUAAUCAGAGCUCUUGUAUUUUAUUUUACACUUAAAUUAGUUGAAACUGGUAUGGAGUGUGGUGCCUUUCCUGCCCUGAUCAGUGAGGCUCAUUUUUCAUGAGAUGAGAAAUCAAGUUUUAAACCAGAUUUAUCAAACAAUCAUGUAACAAAUGAAUGAAGGUUCCCAUCAGACAUGUAAUGUUUUUAUCAAGCAAACACCAAAUGAGUGUAAGGAGUCUGUUUUUAACAUAAUUUAUGAAAAUUAAAAUAUGCUUGAUCAUAAAUGAUUAUCCAUAAGUUUAGCAUGUAAAGCAGGUUUGACCUCAUUUAUGCUAAAGAUGCUAAAAUAUGGUUUUAUCUUGUUUCUUGUCUUUUUUAUGCACAAUAAGAAUAGCUUUACUGUUAGAGGGUCAUCCAAAAUGUUUGUAUUUUGAAAUUUAUAUAAAUCAAUAAGAAAAUCUUCUGUUGCUA